AUGAAGCAAUCUCAAUUCUCCCUCCGAGCUGCCGCUCUUUGCGGCCUGGCUGCCCUCCAAGGCGCCACAGCCCAUCUUGCCGCUUACACUCCCGGCAUGUACUGCCCCGAGAACACUUACAAGGGCCCCCUCACCAACUUCACCGACCCCAACCACGUCGUCUACGACCCCCUCUACAACCUCUCCAAGGACAGCUGGUUCCUCUCCAAGGGCCGCAACUGCUGGCUUGCGCCGCCCACCGGCGUCUGGGAGAUCCAGGCCAACUCCGCCAUCCAAGUCCCCUGGGCCAACCAGCAGAACUCGCACGGCUACUACGCCGACGGCAAGGAGCAGAACGAGCGGCCCCAGCCCUUCUCCGUCACCAACCCGGCCGUCGUCGCCGCCGGCCUCGUCUCCAGCUCCGGAGGCAUCAACAGCCCCAACCUGCACGCCGGCAACAAGUCGACUGCCGCUGGCACUGCCGUUGCCAUUGCCUACAAGUCCAACAUUUACGACGUCAAGAUGGAGGACUUUGUCGUCUUCACUACGGCUCCUCAGACUCCCUUUGAGCGGCUGGUGACUUACAGCAUUCCCAACCUGAAGGCCUGCAACGAGUGCCUCUGCGCUACUGUCUGGAUCCCUGAUGGCUACGGCCAGCAGAACAUGUACAUGGCCCCCCACAAGUGCAAGAUCAUCAACCCCAACGGCGGCCAGCAGCCCAAGACUCCCUCUCUGGUUCCCGGCCCCAAUGUCAGGGGGCCCAAGCAGAUGAUUGCGGCUUUCCAGGCCGAGGGAAACAAUGUCCAGUGGAAGGGUGGUCAGCAGGUGCCCACUUACACCUCUCGCAUGGGCUUCACGGCUGGUGCCCAGACCGACAUCUUCUGA
Messenger RNA from Trichoderma citrinoviride, 864 nucleotides. RefSeq lists its product as hypothetical. The coding region runs from base 1 to 864 and encodes 287 amino acids. The record is from RefSeq and is a predicted model, not a curated record. The transcript is spliced from 3 exons. NCBI's taxonomy places the organism in Eukaryota, Fungi, Ascomycota, Sordariomycetes, Hypocreales, Hypocreaceae.